Xiphophorus maculatus (southern platyfish) is the source of this 649-nucleotide messenger RNA. It is a transcript of the gene selenoe, whose product is annotated as selenoprotein M-like. The record is from RefSeq and is a predicted model, not a curated record. NCBI's taxonomy places the organism in Eukaryota, Metazoa, Chordata, Actinopteri, Cyprinodontiformes, Poeciliidae. Gene Ontology annotation, molecular function: oxidoreductase activity. Gene Ontology annotation, cellular component: endoplasmic reticulum lumen. The transcript has 4 exons.
UUAUAACCUUAGCAGAAGGAUUUAGAGACACACGCUGAUCUUUUAGCAUGUGGGCCUUGUUGGUGCUCACUUUUGGACUUGCUGCUGGAGCAUUAGAAAGCAGCAACAAGACGACAGCUGAAGAACGGCUUGCUAUAGCCAGAGCUAAACUGAUGGCACCCAGUGUGGUUGGAUGAGCCAUAAAGAAAAUGCCUGAGCUCCAUCACUUCCUCAUGGAGCGAUCGGCUUUAUACCAUAACUUAGAGUAUGACUCAUCAGAGGAGAAGAAGCCCCAUCUGAUAUUUUACAAUGAAAAGGAUGAAGUUGUGAAGACUGUCCCUGUGAAGAACAUGAAGGCAGAUGAGAUCAGCAGCCUGUUAGAGUCUCUGGGUUUCUAUAAGAGGUCCCAGAAAGGGGAAAAAGUGCCAGAGGAGUUCCAGAACUUCCCACUGCACGCACCAAGGGACGAGCUGUGAUGACCCCAUGUGGCCAAACUUUGCAUCUGCAACCCAGCCGCAUUAAUGAUGAGUGGGGCUAAAAGGCAAGACUGUUACAGCCAGGCCCCAUUCUGAGGACUCGCUGGUUGGAUGCAGUGUGGAGAGUGUUAGGCAUACUAAAGGCUUACUGUUUAUUUACACACUUAAAUAAAAAUUACAAAAACUAGAUUCCA